GCCCCUCCCCGGCUCUGACAUCACCGGCCAGCCGGGUGGAGUGAGGCGGCACUGGGCUCGGGCUCCGGCUCCGCGGGCGGAAGAGGCGGCGGCGGCGGCGGCGGCGGCGGGAGCCAAAGAGGAGGCUCCGGACGCUACUCAGGAACCGGGGACCCGGGAGUACCCGCGCCCUGAGCGCUCAGCUCCAGAGGCGUCAUGGCUGAGUACGGGACCCUUCUCCAGGACCUGACCAACAACAUCACCCUUGAAGAUUUGGAACAGCUCAAGUCAGCCUGCAAAGAGGACAUCCCCAGUGAAAAGAGUGAGGAGAUCACUACUGGCAGUGCCUGGUUUAGCUUCCUGGAGAGCCACAACAAGCUGGACAAAGACAACCUCUCCUACAUUGAGCACAUCUUCGAGAUCUCUCGCCGUCCUGACCUACUCACUAUGGUGGUUGACUACAGAACCCGUGUUCUGAAGAUUUCGGAGGAAGAUGAGCUGGACACCAAGCUAACCCGUAUCCCCAGUGCCAAGAAGUACAAAGACAUUAUCCGGCAGCCCUCUGAGGAAGAGAUCAUCAAAUUGGCUCCUCCACCGAAGAAGGCCUGAGCAAGGGGGAGGAAGAGGAGGAAGGUUGGACCUACAUCAGACCACUUCCUUCCCCCAUCCUCCCGGAGAGGGGACAAGCCUCUCCCCCAUCUACCCACUUACUAACCUGGUCCUAACCCCCUUACUGUGCGCGUGUGUGUGCGUGUGCGCACGCUCUGGCUGUAUGUCUGUAUGUCUAGCUCAUCUAGUUCCUCCUUAUGAGGGGAUGGGGGUCAGGGGCUGGAGGGGGCUUAGUUUCCCCACUCUAGGAAGACAAGAGGUGGGGGCUAUUUCUAUGCAAAUAGAAAUCAGCACAUUCCUCUUACUUCCCUUUCCUCCACUCUCCCCCCACAUCUUUUAAAGUAUGGAAGUAGAAGGGACCUGCAUUUUCCUACACAGAGGAGCUGAGGUGGGGGUGAGAUGGGAGAGGUAGAUGGAUCCAAGGAAAAGCAGUGGGGAGGGAAGGUGAAGAGACCACCCAACUCCCACCUGGAAGGGGCAAAGAAAAGCCAGAGUUCAGUAUUGUACCCUCAUGAUGAACUGACUGAAGACUCCAGUUUCUUGCUGUUCCUCAGGUUGGAGGGCCUAGGUGCCAGCAGUCCCUUUCUGCUCCCCUCUCAUGGGCCUAGGAUGGGUAUGAGCCAGGGAUCUAAUGAGAAACCACUGGAUCCUUUCCUGAUCCCUCAGAUCAAACCCAUGGAGCAGCCAGCAUUAGAUGCCCCACCCACUUGUGUUCUGCAGAGACUAUGCUGGGAACGUACACCACUGAGCCUGAGAUGGGGAUGAGGGCAGAGGGAGGGGGCCCCCUUUUUCCACUCCUUUAUUCCUACACAGACUGUUGCAUAUACUGACUCCUAACCUAGGGAAAUUGAGGAAUGAGAUCCUUAGGUUUUCACCCCAAUCCUGCCCCUACCUACAGUAAGGUCCCAAUGUGAUCUUUGCAGGCAACAGGCAACCUUCCCUUUCUCCUUGGUCUAGAACAUCCCAAGCCAGAAAGAAGUGAACUACAGUGUUUUCCUUUGCACUGAUCCCCACCACAUUAAUCCAGGAGGGGAGUUAGUAACCUUUCUCGCUCAGUAUCCUGGACCCUUGGGCUUGUGGAUGCCUCUUAGCCAAGUCACUGGAGUACAGUGAGUGACCCCAGCCUCCUGCCUGUCCCAAGAUGCCCCUCCCCACCCCGACCGUGCUAACUGUGUGUACAUAUAUAUUCUACGUAUAUGUAUAUUAAACCCGCACUGCCAUGUCUGCCCUUUUUUUGUGGUGUCUAGCAUUAACUUAUUGUCUAGGCCAGAGCAGGGGUGGGAGGGGAAUGCCACAGUGAAGGGAGUGGCAGAGUCAAAUUGCUACAUAGUCCAAACAAAAAAGAAAACUUUAAAAAAAAAAAAUUAAACUCACAUGCAAUCUCAGAGACUAUUUAGAGAAAGUUGAAGUUAGAAGCUUUUAUGAUGUAGGAGCAAACCUUUAGUGGGAAGGGAGGGCUGGCUGUUGGAAGAAGGAAGAAGCCAGACUGGUUAGAGAGUACCCUCGACUCCUAGCCUGAUCCACACUGCCCAUCCCCUCUGGCCACCGAUGCGGACACCUGCCUUAACACACACACUUUGAGGACUCCACGGUUUUGCCUUAAAGGACCUUCCCAAGUAGUCUCCCUAGCCCUGUCUGGCUUCUCCUUUAAGAGAAAGAUACCUGUAGAAUUGGGAGGGGAGAAAUUAGCAUGAACUGUCCUUCCAUUCAGGAUAUGUUAUGUGAGAGUAAGAGUGAGAAUAGGAGUCUUACUUGUGGAAGAAAUGGGAGAAGAGAGACGGGGUUAUUCUCAGCAGAAUCUAAUAGUUUCUCUGUAAGGCAAAGUAAUCUAAAAAGACUAACCUGCCCACCCACCCCUUAUAUUGCUGUGAGAUUGCCCCAUCCUGUGCUCCUCUGUCUGCAGUGUGCACGGCCUUGUUCUAACCCUGGAAUAAAGGUGAUUGAUUGUACUGUA
Molecule: messenger RNA, 2542 nt
Organism: Lemur catta (Ring-tailed lemur)
Lineage: Eukaryota; Metazoa; Chordata; Mammalia; Primates; Lemuridae
Gene: PEA15
Product: proliferation and apoptosis adaptor protein 15
Exons: 4
Coding region: 196-588 (130 amino acids)
Biological process (GO): MAPK cascade; negative regulation of extrinsic apoptotic signaling pathway via death domain receptors
Molecular function (GO): protein binding
Source: RefSeq, a predicted model, not a curated record